Messenger RNA from Cydia strobilella, 2678 nucleotides. Its product is annotated as mitochondrial import receptor subunit TOM20 homolog. Gene Ontology annotation, biological process: protein import into mitochondrial matrix; intracellular protein transport; tRNA import into mitochondrion. The record is from RefSeq and is a predicted model, not a curated record. Gene Ontology annotation, molecular function: transmembrane protein transporter activity. The transcript has 4 exons. Lineage: Eukaryota; Metazoa; Arthropoda; Insecta; Lepidoptera; Tortricidae. Gene Ontology annotation, cellular component: mitochondrial outer membrane translocase complex; mitochondrial outer membrane. Bases 105 to 572 code for a protein of 155 amino acids.
GCCAACAUGAGUCCUUUUUGCUAAUAAAUGGCGGACCACAAAAUUUUGUAACAAAAGCGAGCCGAUAUUUCUGUGAAUAAAUCGUUACGAAAUAAAAUAUAACAAUGGAGUUGACUCGCACUACACUUGGAAUUGCAGUGGGCAUUGCCGGGACUCUGUUCCUGGGGUAUUGUGUAUAUUUCGACCAACAACGUCGCAAGGACCCUCUUUUCAAAAAAAAGCUCAGAGAACGCAGACAGAAUGCCCGCAAGAACGCGUCACGCUCAAACGCAAUGGGCGGGCCCCUGCCUGACAUGAGCGACCAUGAGGCUAUGCAGCGGUUCUUCCUGCAACAGAUCCAGUUGGGCGAGGAGCUCCUGGCGGCCGGAGACCUGGAGGCGGGAGUGGAGCACCUCGGCCAGGCCGUGGCCGUGUGCGGGCAGACACAGCAGCUGCUUAGUGUGCUCCAACAAACCAUGCCAGCCCCGAUCUUCCACCUGCUCCUGAAGAAGCUCCCCGAAGUCUCAGAGCGACUCCGGGCCUCCAUGAAGGCUAGCGGAGGCAAUGUGCUGCAAGAGGAAGAUGUUGAAUAAGCAGAGGCCUAGACAAUGUUGAUUUGCACUUGCGGGACGUUCCAUACGAAGACAAAAUAGUGACCCUUUCACCGCCACAGUCGGAUAUUGCUGACAAAGUUUACAGUAAAAUUAACCUUAAUGUUCCUAAAAGUUAACUAUGCCGUGUUACCUAAUAGUCAUGGCGGUCAAAAGGUUAAACUAGUUUUUGUACUCUUUCUUGCUGCUAGUCAGAGAGGUUUAGUGACAUAAAAAGGGUGGUUAGGCCGGAUACCGGAUAUCCGGCCGCCGGGUCCGCCGAAUAUCCGGUAUCCGGCUAAAAGUUAAAACGGAGGAAAUUAGAUUUUGCGCGCGCGCAUAGUUUUGGUGCCGGUUGCAACUUGUUUCUAGUUAUAGGCAUUUGUUGAUAGACAGGUAAACUAAAUUACUAAAUUCUCACACAUUGCGCAUUGAAUAGCGGCACGUUACAGUUUUCGUAGUAAGUAUAAAUUCAUAAAUAUCGUGCUUAAUUACUAUCCGGUAUCCGGCCGGAAAGUAAAAAUAUGGCCGGAUACCGGAUAUCCGUUGCAUCUCUAGUUCACACAAUGACAUGUUAUGAUGUCACAAAUCAAAUGUGUUUUGAUUAUUUCAUUCACACCAGUUGUGAUGAAAUUGUGAUCUGACUAAUACAAAGGAGAAACAAAGCGGCAAAUGAUUAUGACGGUGAUGAUGUUGAUGAAGUAAUACAUGAAUUGUAUCGUAUAUAUUGUAUAUACAGAACGCAACCCUGCAUAAACUUGAAAUAAGUUCGUUAUAUCAAUGCAUAUAGGUUCAUUUUACAAUAACAAUUUAAAAAUGUCGUCUAUACGUGACAGUGUCGCCUAUAAACGACAAUGUGUCUUUUUAAAUCAAAAGGUACCACUUUGUCGCUUGCCAUAAGUCCGCUCUGACAGGUUAUUCGUAUAAAGAUACUAGCAAAUUUCGUCCUUAUGGUAAGCGACAAUGUGGUACCUUUUGAUUGAAAACGUCACAAUGUAUUUGUUAUUUCUUCCGCAAGUGCAAAUAAAGACUCGAAAACAUUAAAUGACUGAACAUUUUCUCAAUCCCUUUCCCUAGUCGAACGAACAGAGUUCUAUGGCAUAUUGUAUCCCAUACAACAUAGAACCUUGUCACUUCGAAACGCGACAGCCUAAUCGUAUUAUUUGUUCCAUUACGUAUUGGGCUGUUCUAUUUUAAUGUACAAUUGGUACUAAUGAUGAUCCAUCUGUCCAAUAUCUUGGUCGAAUGUGUAUUUUGUCUCACAUUUUGCAAAUGAGAGAGUGAGACGCACUCAUUUUGGACAAAGAAAUUAGACAGGGUGGUAAUGGUAACCCUAUCAAAGAAGGUAAGAGUAUUGUUCAAAUACUACUUCAUGUAACUUUUCUUUAUAGCAUGUAGUCUUAAUUUUAGUGAUUAUUGAUACAAUACUUUGUCUUUUGAUUUCUUAAUAAUUUAUACGAAUCAUGCUUUAUUUUUUAAUGUCAUGUCACCUGAAAUAAUAAAUUAUUCUUAAUUUUUUAAUGCAGUAUUGCCGCGUGGUGUUAACCAUUUAACCGUCUUGCCGGCUUUUCUGAUGCCUACUUAUUAUAGUCUGCAUCUUCUAAAAUGGUUUUUACGCCUGAGACGGUAAUCUGUUAAACAAAAGCCAUUGUUCCAUUUCUACGAGCGGUCGGCCAUUGUGUCUGACAAUGGCACGCGCUCAGACUCAAUGGCACACUAUGGCCGACCGCUCGCAGAAAAGGAACAAUGGCUUUUGUUUAACAGAUUACCGUAGGCGUAAAAAAUCGGCGGAGGAAAGUACACGUACUGCUCGUCUAAUAGUAAUCGGACGACAUAGCCUAGGGACACUUGGCGACAUCAGCGGUGUAUGCGCGUUACCAUUUCCUACAUUUGUUUUACCUGUUCAAGUUUUUUUUAAAGUGACAUGUUUAUUUGAAUUUGAAAUCUGUCCAAUGAGUAUUGGCUGUGACUGUGAUAGUUCACAAAUAUAAUAUCCGCCGUUUUUCGACAUCGUGACGAGUUGUUAUUGUUUUAGAUUUUGUUCGCAACUGGUAAGGAUGCUUGUGAGUUUUGAUUGAGAUUUUAUUGUGAAUAAAAGUAUUGUAAAAA